CAUUUCAGGGAGAUAGUAGGGAGGAGUGGAUGUUAAAGACGCCUUGAAACUUCACACUAAUUCUACAUCAAAAAGUAACAUACGGCAAAGACAAUGGCGCGUUUCAAUACGUUUAUUAAAAUUGUUAUUACGUUUUCGAGUCUAGUGAGUUUGGUGACAUUAGAAAAACUCGUCAAUAGAUCUCUUCACAGAAGGCAGCGAGCUCAUCUUCAGGGGGAAAAGGAUACCAAGUGGAAUCUCCUUGAACUAUCUAAUAUUUCUAGUUCUACGGAUCAAGAGAGUGUCACGCUCAAUUCGUCCGAGGAUAUUUUUAGUACUUCUGGCCGUAGAGACGGUGUUUUUCAUAGACUUAAUGAAAGACUCUCAGCUCUGGUUGCUCUGGAUGAGCAACAGUCAAAGCACCUUGAAUCCCUUGAGUACAGAUUUACUAAAUUGGAAGUUCAAAGUCAGGAAAGGGCUGAGAAUAUUCGCAGUGAAUUGCGCGAAAUUUCUAGGAGAGUACAGCAGUUGGAUUGGCAAAGUAGCAAAGUUGAAUCGCUUUUAGAUACUCUUAAAGAAGACACAACUUUCCUUCGACAAAGUUUCGACCAAUUACGAUCAACUGUUACAAUCAGUAGUGCAAAUACCAAUCUGAAGUAUAUAGCGAAUGAAGCGUUGGUAGAGACUCAAAAUAAAUUUCAAAUUCUACAAAUGUCUGUACAAGUUAUACGUUCAUCGAUUGUCGAUGUCUCGAACGAGAUUUCUUUGCUAAAACUUAAUGUAUCCAAGAUAGCAAACUCGACUAGCGAAAUUCUGACGCAAACCAAGCAAUUACCGACAACUAAGCUCCUGAAUACGAAGUUUCUAGAAAGCAGAAGUCUGGCCAGAGGUCAGGAAGACGUUUGUACAAUUGAGCAUCAGAGGAUAGGCGAAGAGCAGUGGUCGGAUUGCUGGGACAUAUUCCAGAACGGGCAGAAGGAAUCAGGCAUUUAUAAAAUUAGGCCAUCCAGUUCGACAUAUUCCUUUUAUGUAUACUGUGAGAUGCAAAGUAACGAUGGAGGUUGGACUGUAUUGCAAAAUCGUCACGAGGGCGCGUCUGACUUUUACAAGGACUGGCAAGAGUACAAACUUGGAUUCGGCAACUUGCUCGGAGAAUUCUGGCUAGGACUACGUCAUAUUCACGCGAUCACAAGACAUAAAUUGUAUGAGCUUCUAAUUGAACUUAAGGAUCACGAGGGAAAUAAGGUCUACGCCAGUUAUGAUUCGUUCGCUAUCGGUUCUCAAGAGGAAGGCUAUGCCCUCAAAAUUCUUGGCAAAUACACCGGCAAUGCAGGCGAUUCAUUGGUUUAUCACGCCGGUCAAAAAUUCUCAACAAUGGACGUGGACAAUGACAAUUGGCUUGAUGGCAACUGCGCUGUGUCUCACACGGGUGCCUGGUGGUACAAUGGCUGCGACACCAGCAACCUCAAUGGUCGUUAUCUCAACGGUGACCUUCCAGAGGAUUAUAAUUUUCAAGGAAUAUACUGGUAUGACUGGCAUGGACCGAAUUACUCCUUAAUGGAAACUCGAAUGUCUAUACGUCCCAGGGACCGUCCCACGUUUCAAAUUCAGGCAACUACUUACAAGUCCUCUAGCCCAGGUACAAUGGACUGACGUUGACGUAUAGUGGGAAAAAUAUAUUAUAAUAUACGGGUAGAAAUCUUAUUAAAAAUAAAAUAAAAAAUAUUCCAAUAUAA
Molecule: messenger RNA, 1715 nt
Organism: Cephus cinctus (wheat stem sawfly)
Lineage: Eukaryota; Metazoa; Arthropoda; Insecta; Hymenoptera; Cephidae
Product: fibrinogen-like protein 1
Exons: 7
Coding region: 94-1632 (512 amino acids)
Source: RefSeq, a predicted model, not a curated record